Messenger RNA from Lolium perenne, 768 nucleotides. Lineage: Eukaryota; Viridiplantae; Streptophyta; Magnoliopsida; Poales; Poaceae. The record is from RefSeq and is a predicted model, not a curated record.
AUGGCGGCGCUUGCGGUGGUGGUUGGCGGCAGCGUGAGCUUCUUCUCCGAGCCGCCCCGCACCAACCACAGCCGCCGACCACCUGCGCGCAGCGCUCAACCUCCCACGGGCCGCAGCAACCACAGCCGCCAGCCCACCUCGCCCCGCGCCCAGCUGCCUGGCCCGCCGCCCGCCUCUGGCCCCGAACCGCGCCAGCAGCACGCCCGACCGCCGGCCAAGGGCCUCGCCCUCGUUUUUCUCCAACCGCCCCGCGCUUCCUUCUCCGCUCGACCGGGCCGCCUCCCCGCAGCGCCACCCUCCGCCGCUUGCCACGCUCGCCUCCUGGCCCUGCAGCGGCCCGCGCCCAACCUCUGCAUCCUCGCUGCAUGCUCACUGGCCGCCGCGCCGCAGCUUCCGCACACGCCAGCGCGGCCCCAGCUCCCAGCUUCGCUCGCCUGCGCCGCCAAGCCGCUUGCUGCGCGCCCGCCCAAGCGCCGCCAAGCCACCACCCAAGCGCCUCCGCUCCCCUCGCCACCAGGCCGCGCGCCUUCCUCGGCCCUGCCCCGCACCUCGCUGCUCGAUGCCCAACACACCACGCACGCGCUGCUACAGCACCACGCCGCCGCUCCCUGCCCAACACGCGCUGCUGCAGCACCACGGCCGCGCGCGCCCACCCGCCAAGCAAGCUCCAUCGCCAGCUUCGCUCGAUUGCCCGGGCGCACGCAUCAGCUUAUUUUCCCAGCUAGUCAAUUCCCAAGCUCCCUCCGCAUGCGCGCUUCCUCCACUUGA